Molecule: messenger RNA, 841 nt
Organism: Vitrella brassicaformis
Lineage: Eukaryota; Vitrellaceae
Source: the annotation of a GenBank genome assembly
AUGUCAUCCACUUGCGGCACACCGCUUGCAGCCACGAGGACGUCUCCUGUGGAAGAGGACAGCUACUAUGCCUUCGGUGCGUGUGGGUCCGACCAGCGGCUGACGGUCCACGAGCGGACUCCAUUCCCCGUGGACUACUUCACUUCGUGCAUGACGUCGCCUGUGCGGGCCGCCCUGGCGUUUUAUACCGCCAAGGGCAACCGGCUCACCGCACACAUCGAUGCAAAACUGCUCGAUGACAUACCCGUAUGUGACGCCCAACACACACCCAUGGUGCACGUCUGCAGGCACUCAACCAUCUCUCUCUCUCUGUGUGUGUGUCUCUCUCUCUGUGUGUGUGUGCAGGGCCGCAUAGAUCAGCGCAAAACCCCUUUGGGCGAGCUGCAGUGGAUCCUGACGUCGAUAACUGAGGCCAUCGCGUGGAACACAUUUGACCUGGCUCUCUUCCAGCAGCUGCAUCGCGACACUGUUCAAUUGACACCGUUCCGCAACUUCCUCGUGGCCAACCGCAUCCUGAGGUCCCUCGGGCUGACCCCCGUGUCGCGGCCAGUGCUGCCUGACACACCUGCACCCCCUCUGGGAUGUGUGGGACGCUGUUGCCGAGCACGUUGUGCUCCAGCUGCCCACGCUCAUGCAACACCCGGAAACUGCAGAGGUGAGGUCGGCCAGGUGGCACACGAUCCAUCGUUGGUUGGGUCGGUACACAACACACAUCGGUAGACAGGGACAGACAGGGGUUGCCGUUGGUGUUGCUGGCUGCAGGCCAACUAUCGUCCGAGUGCCUUCUACGAGCAGCAGAUGCUGGCCUUCUCUGUGUGGCUGCGGGGCAGCGACGGGGACG